AUGGUAAGCCCCUUACUGACGCCCCCAGGCCACCCCUCGGCGAAUCCGCUACUGCUGGCAAUCGAGGCCGCAAGCGAGCCCAACAGCUACCUACUACUGCUCAUAAACGCGUCGGUACCCUCGCACUCAGUUAAACAAGAGGAGGAUCUACAACAGGCGAAUGCGGAGAACACUACGGAGACAGUCAUCAGCAGCAGUGACACAACAGGCCUACUCUCCACGGUCUCACACCAAUCCACUCAGCCAGUGCAAGAGAAGUCAAUACAGCAGGCGAAUACGGAGAACACUGCGGAGAAACCAAGCGGUAAUAAGGCCCCCAGCACCAAGAACACGGCUCAGCUCUCCAAGAUCCCACGUCAUAUGCUCUCCACGGUUCCACAUCAAAUCAUCACUCAGCAAGCGGAGAACACCACUGCAACUUAG
This is a messenger RNA of Letharia columbiana, 423 nucleotides long. RefSeq lists its product as uncharacterized. Lineage: Eukaryota; Fungi; Ascomycota; Lecanoromycetes; Lecanorales; Parmeliaceae. The coding region runs from base 1 to 423 and encodes 140 amino acids. The transcript has 2 exons. The record is from RefSeq and is a predicted model, not a curated record.